CGCCGCCCCCGAUCCCCGCCCGCCCUGCCUGCCUGGCUGCCUCCCGGAAGGCUUGGCUCCGGGGCUGGGAAGGAGCCGAGCAGCCACCGCCUGGAGUGGACAUGGCUGCAGCCUGCAAGAAGAUCGCCAUCUUCGGCGCCACCGGCAUGACCGGCUUGGCUACCCUGGCGCAAGCCAUCGAGGCCGGUUACCAGGUGACAGUGCUGGUGCGGGACCCCAUUCGACUGCCCCCGGAGCUCCAGCCGGCACAAGUGGUGGUCGGCGAUGUGCUGAACCUGUCGGAUGUCAACCGAACCGUGAAGGGCCAGGACGGUGUGAUUGUGAUCCUCGGCACCCGGAACGACCUCAGUCCCACCACGAUGAUGUCUGAAGGAACCCGGAACAUUGUGACCGCCAUGAAAUCCAAUGGCAUCCGCAAAGUGGUGGUGUGUCUCUCAGCCUUCCUCAUGUGGGAUUUGGACAAGGUCCCCGCCAAGCUGCGGCCAGUGACAGAAGACCACAUCCGGAUGCAGCAGAUCCUGAAAGAGUCGGGGCUGGACUGCGUCUACGUUAUGCCGCCCCACAUCGCAGGUGACCAGCCGCUCACAGGGGACUAUACGGUGACGGUGGACACUUCGAGCGGAUCCAGAGUCAUCUCCAAACACGACCUCGGGCACUUCUUCCUCAAGUGCCUCACUACUUCGGAGUACGAUGGGAAGAACGUCUACCUCUCCCGGCAUUACCCCAAGGAGUGAUGCCUCCUCCCCUGGCCCUUUUUCUCCUUCUGCCCUCUUCCAAGAUGGAGGGGGAAGGCCCCCCCCCCCCCCCCCCCGCUCUUGUUGACAAAGGGAAACUCUCACUCGCUUUGCUGUCCCCUCUCUUGAUGCCGUCUCUCUGCCUUUUGUGCUCUCGAGUGCCUUUCUCCCGUGUGAACCCUGGAAGGGGGGAUGUACCCUACAAGUGUCAGGAAAUCGCGUGGCCACCUUUGCAUGCCAACAUCUUUCUGAAUUCAGGGUAGAAGGGGGAAUAGAACCGCGUAUGUCACACUUCUGCCCUGUGUGUGCUUUGUGCGGUGAUUUUGAGCUAUCAAGGAAGGAAUAGAUAUGUUAUAUGUUCUGGGUUUGAGGUCUGGGUAAACAAAGCAUUGGGUUGCUGUGCAUUUUCCGGGCUAUAUGGCCAUGUUCCAGCAACAUUCACUCCUAUUGUUUUGUCUGAAUCUGUGGCUGGCAUCCUCAGAGGUUAUUUUGGGAGUGAUGCAUAUACCUGUGGAAUGUCCAGGGUGGGAGAAAGAAUCCUUAUCUGUUCAAGCAGGUGUGAAUGUUGCAUUUAGCAAGCCUCAAUUAGCAUUUGAGUAACCAUGAUUUUUGCAAAGUCAACCAGUGAGGGGAUCUGCAUAGAGGUAGCCUGGCCUUUGUUGCCUGGAGGCAUCCUCUGUUUGGGAGGUGUUCUCUGGGAGGUAUUUUUUCUUAAGAUGCCAGCCACAGAUGCAGGCGAAACAUGGAGAGAAUGCUGCUGGAACAUGGUCAUAGAACUCAAAACAAUUCAUAGCAACCCAGUGAUUUCGGCCAUGAAAGCCUUCAACAAACAUAUUAUUAUUAUUAUUAUUAUUAUUAUUAUUAUUAUUAUUAUUAUUAUUUCGGACAUUUGUAUCACGUCCUAUCUCAACCUCCGCAAAGGGUCUCAGGGCGUCUAACAGUCGGCACACCAUGGUGCCCACAACCAAAAUCAUAAAUAUACAAUUUAAAUAAAAAAAUAUAAAAACAUUCAAACAGUCAAAACAUUGUAUCAUCAAAGGCUUUCAUGGCCAGAAUCACUGGGUUGCUGUGAGCUUUCCGGGCUGUAUGGCCAUAUACCAGAAGCAUUCUCUCCUGACAUUUCGCCCACAUCUAUGGCAGGCAUCUUCGGAGGUUGUGAAACCUCACAACCUUUGAGGAUGCCUGCCAUAGAUGCAGGCGAAACAUCAGAAGAGAAUGCUUCUGAAACAUGGUCAUAGAGCCCGGAAAACACACAACCCCCCAAACAAGAGAUUGCACCACCAGCCCCCUUCUUCGUGCAUGAAUGUAUAGGUUUUAGACUCACGCAGUCCUAACUGCAAAAUGGCCAAGGGUGCAUCUACACCGUGGAAAGAAUGCAGUUCAAUGUCACUUUAACAGCCAUCAUUCAGUGUUAUGGAUUCCUGGGGUUUUUAGCAUUCCCUAACAAGGACCAUGUCAAACUAUAACUCCCAAGUGGUCAUGGAAGUUAAAGUGGUGUCAAACUGCACUAACGCUACAGUGCAGACGCACCUCAAGUCUUGCUAAUCAAAAGGGUAACAUUGUGAGACAUUCCUUAGCUGGAAAGCGAAUAAGAAAUGCAUUUUUAAAAGGUGACCUACCAGGGCAAAGUGGCGAGAUAUGUUUGCAUUCAUGUUAACCGGCUACCUUUCUUUCUGUUUUGCCGCCAAGAGACCUUGUUCCAUCGUCAUUGCUGAGAAAGUCUGUGUAACUUGAAAGUAUACAUCCUGAUAACAGGCGCUGAUUGAAUAAAAAAGUAUAUUUUGACCUA
Messenger RNA from Anolis sagrei ordinatus, 2523 nucleotides. Its product is annotated as flavin reductase (NADPH). NCBI's taxonomy places the organism in Eukaryota, Metazoa, Chordata, Lepidosauria, Squamata, Anolidae. The record is from RefSeq and is a predicted model, not a curated record. Gene Ontology annotation, molecular function: riboflavin reductase (NADPH) activity; biliverdin reductase [NAD(P)H] activity.